Messenger RNA from Culicoides brevitarsis, 6132 nucleotides. Its product is annotated as brefeldin A-inhibited guanine nucleotide-exchange protein 3. Lineage: Eukaryota; Metazoa; Arthropoda; Insecta; Diptera; Ceratopogonidae. Bases 250 to 6012 code for a protein of 1920 amino acids. Gene Ontology annotation, biological process: regulation of ARF protein signal transduction. Gene Ontology annotation, molecular function: guanyl-nucleotide exchange factor activity. The record is from RefSeq and is a predicted model, not a curated record. The transcript is spliced from 5 exons.
AAAAAAAAAGUGUUCGACCAUAUUGUUUUCGGGAGCGAAACUUAAAAAUACAAAAAUAAAAAGAAUUCGCGAUUUUGGAAACGACGAAAAAGUGACUUUAAGUGCCGUAGAAUGUGAAAAAGGAGCGAAAUUUCAAAAGAGAAAUUUUUUGUGCGAAAGUUUUGUGAAAAAAAACAAAAGUUUUUUUGUGUUUUUGGAUUAUUUUUCAUCAUUUCCGCUUCAAAAAAAGAAUUUUUCGUAAAUUAAACGAUGGAAGACUUAUUGUUGACCAUUAUUCAAGACGCAAAUAGUGCGCGAUUAACGAGCCUUAAAGACACCACACAAGUAGCAUAUGAUAAACUAAUAAAUCAACAAUUUCACCGAGACCCGUCCUAUGACCUGAGACAAACAUGUUUCAUGGCAUUUAAGUUAGCACUGGAUAGUAGAAAACAAAAAAUUAUUUCACAUGCGAUCAAUGGAGUUCAUCGAAUGAUGCGUGACGAUCGUUUUUUCCUGACUCCUGAACCAGAAGACGACUCAACAUGGUUCCCCGCGCAAUUACUUGUCAUGACAUCAGACAUGCCAAUAACGGGAAAUGAGGAAAAUGUUGUCAACAUGCUACGUCUCUUCUUGGCGAUGGCAUGUACGCCCGCUUGCACCCUCAAUGGAAGGCUUUUGAUUGAUAUUUUGCAGCGAUGCGGAGAAUGUUGGGAAAAAGGAGUUCGUUCAGUAAAAGCAGCUUCUCUGGCAUCCGCGAGUCAAUGUCUUCGGGCAUUUUGUAAUUUCCUCAAGGAAGAGUCUGAUGAAUUGGCGAAAACUGCUCCGAUGGGCACAAGUACCAUGGGCAAGGGAUAUCGAGCGGCAGUUUAUAACGAGGUCAUUCCUCUGAUGCAAUAUCUGACGAGUAGAUGUAACGAAAUUAACACCGGAAGUCCAACGAAAUCUGAAACUCCAUCUUUUCAAUUUUUGUUGGAAUGUAUUUUGACGUUGACGGCAUCGAUUCCGAAGGAAUCUCAAUACAAUCCGCACUUUACGGCAUUUUUGUGGCAGAAAUUUUGUCCUAAUUUGGCAGCGGUGCUUGGGUUUCCAAGUAGAAUCAAUCUGGAUAAGAAAAUUACUUACAAGGAAGCAAUUCACAUCAUUGAGAGCGAAAAUCGCGGAUUUUACAUCCAAAAAAAUGUCACCGAAUCCAACAGUCGUUGCAUUUAUUUAACAGCAAUCGAACUGCUCCGCAUCGCAGGUUUCCAAGCAUCCCUUCGACCCAUGCUGGAAGCAUUAUUUCACCGAAUGCUCCUCCUACCGCCGACGCAACAUCGUUACGAACCCCUCAAAUACGUGCGCGAAAUCUUCAAAAAUCCCGAACGCGUCGUCGACAUGAGUGUCCUAAUCCCCAACGAAAAAACCCCCUCCGCUGUCUUCAUUGGCAGCGACGACAUGGCUCUCUUCCGCCUCAUCAUGGAUGCCAUGCAAGAAUGUGCCGUUGCCGCUAAAAACGACGUCAGCAAAGCUCAUGUCUUGGAAGCGAGUGUCGAAUGUCUCGUCGCGCUCUUGUCAAGUUUGCAAAAAUUGACUUCCGAGUCGGGGGAUUCGUUCAAAAUCGAAGAUGAGGUUGUGAAAGCUGUCAAUGCGAGAUAUGUGACGAUCAAACAAGCCGACUACAAAGGUCCUUUAACGUACCAAAUGGCAAUCCGCUUGCCAAAAGUCUACCGAGAGCAAGUAGCUGAGUUGCGAAAAGGUAAUUUAGAAGCAAAUUCCGACAGUGACGACGCGGAAAAUGUCGAUCCGGAUGCAGUUUCGAUCAAUUCGGGCGACACUGAAGGUCCGGAGGAAGAUUUGCGAUACAGCGGCAGCGAUAACGAGUCAGGAACGCAUGAAAGAUGGGCUUUUGGUGCUUCUGAUGUGUGGCCCGAUGGCGAUUACGAUAGACAUCAUGCGCGAGAUUUCGCUAAAAUCAUCACAGACGAUCUCGUACCGAAAUUGGCGCAGCUGAAGAACACCGUGGAAAUCGACGAGUACAUGCAGGACUUUGCUUCGAACAUUUGUCAACAAAAUACAAGCAACUUUUCCGAUUUCGACUACAAUUUGACAGCAAUCAAUGCGGAUGGCAUCUAUUUGGCGACAUUUUCCGCCAUUUUACUGGGUUUGCAACUCAUGGAAGCGGGACAUUACGAAAAUCCAGAUAAAGGCAUCCAAAUCCCGUUGACGGAACAACAAUUCGUUCAAUCUGUGCAAAAUAGCGGGAUUCUCGUAUGUCUCUCGUGCUCAUGGCUUCGGGAGUUGUAUCAAUGUGUCUUAUCCACAAAUCCCCUGCAGCACUUAAAAACGCAAGAAAUGACGUCAUGUGCCUUGAUUGACAUCCUAUACGACACGGGAGGCCUGGGAUCCGAACAAAUGAUGAGAAAUUGGCAAAAAUUGCAAUGCGUAACGCGCGUAAAACCCGUCGACACGGAACAACAAAACGCCGGAAAGAAGCUUGCACGUCGUUUAUUGACCUGUUGUUGGGAUUCGAUGCUUGAAAUUCUCACAACGGGCCUCAGUGUUGUCAAAGAAUCACGUAGCGGGCGUCUCAUGAAGCUUUCGAAGAAGUCCUUGACACAGGAAAAGGCUCCGCUUGUCAAUAAAAAAGCACUUUACAUCUCCAGUCUCGAUGGAUUACAUGCGGCGGCGACUCUAACGAACGCCCUGAACCUCCAACAUCUGUCCGGAAAAAUUUUACAUCUGAUCGCAACCAAUGCGUGUCAAAAUGUCGGUCCUAAAAUACCCGUGAGUCAAGCUCUAUCAAUGAAUGUCGUUCUAACAGGCGCUCUUGAACUAGGAGCUCAAAACCCAGAAUGUUGGCUUCCUGUUUUCACCAUUUGUCGGCACAUUACGAAGCUGGAACAUGCGUUAUUUAGUUCGCAAACUAAUGCGAAUCACGUAGGUGGCGUCACAGGUCGCAAGGGAGAUGCAAAAGACACGAAAGAUAACAAAGACGAGGAUUUAAAGCUGAAAUAUUCGACUUACAGUACCGAUGACGAUGAAACAGCGGUCGAUGUUUACAGUUUUCUUCAAGCUCCAAUGUCAAAUCCCAACACCGAUGUCGAAUCCAUCCUAAAAUCGUAUCAGGAAAGCACUGAAAUCCUCACAUUGACCGAACAAGACACCGCAAAAAUCCUCUGUGCCCUUUCUCUUCAAGCGGAUAGUCUUUUUACGGAAGCAGCGGACAAGUUGAGCCUUCCGUCGUUAUGUCAGUUCCUCAAAAAUCUCUGUCGGGCAUCACGGGAUCAGUUAAAUGGCAAUUUAAUCACGAACAAAAAGGACAAAGACAGUAAAACCUCAUGGUGGGACUUUACAAAUUGGAAACAAAAAGUCGACAAAGCUCCGCCUUCGCUAUUGUUACAUCGCAUUGGUGACGUCACACUCCGAGUUUUCCGAGGGACACGCCCCCUUUUGCACAUUUUAAAGAUUUGGGCGAUUACGGGCCCCUAUCUCAUGGAUGCCGCGUGCCACAAAGAUCGCACGAUCAGCAAAAAAGCCAUUGAAAACAUUCAUGAUGUCAUUGUGGCAGUUCUUGUUGAACAAACGGAGCUGCCGUAUUUCCACUUUAACGAAGCGCUGAUGAAACCCUUUGAGAAUCUCAUGACGAUGGAACAGUGCGACAUUGAUGUUGUCGAUCAGAUAAUCGCGUGUUUAAUGUCGCUCGUGGAAACGUAUCGCGUCGAAAUUCAAUCCGCGUGGCGACCGUUGUUCGGAACUCUUCGUGCUGCGAGAAAUCGACCCGUUCACUUGCCAAAUAUUUUGGAUAUUUUUCGGGUUUUUCUCGAUUGGGACAAUACCAUGGUGUUCGCAUAUGCCGGACUUGACUUCAUAAUUUGUUUGUUGUCUUAUUUGGAAGUUUCGAGUGGCAAUGGAGAUGUUGACGAAGCGGUAAAGAACAAAAAUUUGGAUUUUUUGCAUGAAGUACUGAAACAUCUUGAACGGUGCACUCUUAUCCUCGAAUAUAUGUUCAAUAUGCCGAAAUGCCCGAACCUGCUGACAAGUUUCAAGUUGAACGGCAUCAAUUAUACGCAUCUCGUGGAUUCCGUGAUUCUUGGAGCCAUCGAUAAAUUUUACUAUUUCGGCAAUCGAUACUUUGAGGACUACGAAGAUCAGUACAUGGUCAGCUACAAAGCGUUAAAUGUCACAGACGAAGAGUUGCGGAACAUAAAUGAACUCGAUAAAGCAAGUGGCGUCUUGAAAGUUUGGUUUUUGCUGUUAGACGGACUUACGAAUUCGUUAAUUGUGUGUCCCGUGGCGCAUCAAUGCAUGAUUUUACAGACAAUUUUCAAGCUGUUUAAGCAAUUAAAGCAAAGCCCGGGCCUGGAAUUCGGUUUUUACAGCCUAAAUCACCUGCUGAUACCAACGAUUCAGGAUUGGGUGCGGUACACGAACAAGCACAAGAAGCCAUGGGCACCAAUUGAAAAGAAUUUCAAGCAUUGUUGUGGUAUGACUACAGAUCUUGUGGUUGAAUUCAUCGAAUGUAGCAUCGAUAUUCAGGUUUAUAAUCGCAGUAUGAUGCGAAAUAAUGGCGCAGAUGAUCAAGAAAUCACAUAUCGUGCAGGCAGGGCGAGAUAUUCAAAAUCUGCGGUUCUGGCGUUGAAACAACUUUUAUUGGUGCUCGUGGAAUGUGCGUCGCAAUCGCAGGAAACAGUAGCACGUGUUGGGGUUUCUUGCAUGAAACACAUUAUUUUCUCCAUAGGACACAAUUUCGAGGAGGAGGAAUGGAAUAUUGUGACUUCAGCGAUUCAUCGAGCCAUUACUGUCUCAUCAGCGCCGGCAAAGCAACUUCUCCUUGCCUUCAAGAGGAAAUCCGACAGUUUUUACGGCGAUAAUGCGACUGUUAAGGUUGUCGCCCGAAACGAUACCACGUUUGAUGAGAUUUUACGCCUGAAAUCGCUCACAGAUCAAGUUUUCCUGCUCGAUGGGCAACGCGAGUCCUCCACAAAGAAGGAAAUUUCCAUUUUAGACGAUCGCAGUUAUGCUUUUCUGUUAUUUUCGAAUGCGGAUGGCGAUCCUGACAACUUGGAAAGUUACAAAGUUCGUAUCGCGUAUCGCAGUAUUGUGGUUGGCUUGUUGGCGAAUCAGAUGUUGCUGCAGCUUAUUGCCAAUAUUUUAUUGGGGGACUUGAAAAAUGCGCCGCUCGAGUUGCACAACGUCAUUUACGAUCAUUACCUGAGUCGGGAAAAGGUCAAAUUCGAGGUUGAUGUCAAAUCACGUGAAAUUUUGCUGCGAUGCUUGCGACAAUAUUUGACAGUUAGUUUGGAAUUCGAUUCGAGGCCUGGCUUGAAAUUUCUGUUGCAAAAAAUCGCGAAUGUUGAUCAUGCUCCGAACUUGUACAAGCAACUGACGUCGUCGUUUAUCAUUUAUUUUAUGACAUUGGUCGACGCGUAUCUGAACGACAUCAAAAUGUACAGUUUGUCGUUGGAGGAUGUGCGUUACGUGCUCGACACGUGCUCCAACAAGAAUUCUAACGUAGUGAAGAAGAAAGAGUAUUUUGUGAAAUAUCUAUUUUUGCUAAAAGAUGUAUGGCAUGACAUAUGCAAGCUCUAUUUAGGCUUAGUGAAGAGUAGUGCGGGCAUUCCCAGCAAUUAUCAAAACGAGAACAGUGACAUUGUGCAUGUCAGUUUGAAGGCAGAUGCGAAUCAUUCGACGUCGUCACUUCCGACGACAGCCAGCUCCUGCGACGACGCCAUCUUUUCCUCGAGCUCCGACAAUAAUCAGUCGUCGUCGAGCAAUCAGCCGUCGCCGCGACAUGACGACGUCGAUGACACCUCGGAUUAUCAGUCGAAACGUGGCACGCCCGAUAAGCAAGCGAUCCCGCCGGAAAUUGAGCAACAACGACAAACGAGCAUGUUUAAGGAUGCCACGUACAAACGAACAGUAUUAGCGCAACUUAUUAAGGCUUCCAUGGAAUUGCUGAGAUUCCUGCCCGAAACUUCGACUGAUAAUCUGAAACUUUUGCUCACGCCUGCCAUUAAGGAGGCUUUUCUUCUCGUUGAAGCGCAGAAUUUAUAAGAAAAUUGCUUAAAACGCUCGAAAUUUCGUUAAAUGUCGACAAAAUUUCAAAUCUCGCAUAAUUGCCCGCCUCCUUGCAAACUUAAAACUUAUAUAAACGUAAAACUUAUUGAAAAAUUG